This is a messenger RNA of Klebsormidium nitens, 584 nucleotides long. The record is from the annotation of a GenBank genome assembly. NCBI's taxonomy places the organism in Eukaryota, Viridiplantae, Streptophyta, Klebsormidiophyceae, Klebsormidiales, Klebsormidiaceae.
UUACCGACCCCCGGUACCAGGGGUCAGAGGACCAGGAGCACGCGGGGGUGCAGCCGCACCUCCUGGACGAGCCCAAGGUGGGCCUUCAGCGGGAGGUCCGGGUCCACCGCCCGGAACCCUUUGAGGUCGUCACCGGCAACGCCCAAGCGGCGUGGGCCAGGGCCUGCUCGGUGCGGCCGGUCCAAAUCUCCAUUGGACAGCCUCUCCGGUGCAGAGGAGGGGCCGGCCCCAGGGAGAGCAAAGUCCCUGAAGCCGAGGAGGAAGGAGGGGCCACCGGAGGGGACAGCGACAGCGGGGAGGAGGAGGUGUCGGAGGGGUCAGACAAGGCGGAGGAGCCCUGCAAGGAGCCUACGGCAGAAGAGGCGGCCGUAACCGUCAUCCCCAACAAAUACCGCUACUACCCUCCUGCUCAGCUCCUCAGCGCCGGGAAGGUCUACCUCGACCACCACAUCGCGCUGAUGGAGAGGAACUUCCAGACCUCCCCCGACGACGCAGCAUUGGGGGAGCACCGGGGCCCGGGGUGGCUCAGAACGCCGCGGUGGUCCCAGCUCAAGGCGGAUGAGCUCGAGGCGUACGUGCUGUGA